AGAACAAACUAUUCACGCCAAACUUCAACAUCUAACCCUAUAAAUUGUGACCCUCCAAGCCAUGCAAAAAAUCAGUGGUAACUCAACAAAGUAACCAUUCUCUCUAAAAUGGACUCAAUGAUUGAAAAACAAAACAAGUCCAUAGUUGAGACUCUCUACAAAGCAUUACUAGGCCAAGGAGCAAUGGAAUUCCAAACGGUAUCAAAAUUGCUAGCAAGUGAUCUCGAGUAUUGGUUCCAUGGUCCACCAAAAUGUCAACACAUGAUGAAGGUGUUAACGGGUGAGAUAGAUCACAAAAAAGGGUUCAAAUUUGAGCCAAGAAGUGUGAGUUCAAUUGGGGAUUGUGUUAUAGUUGAAGGUUGGGAAGGUGAAGCUUAUUGGGUUCAUGUUUGGACAUUGAAAAAUGGGUUGAUUACGCAAUUUAGAGAGUAUUUUAAUACAUGGCUUGUUGUGAGAGAUUUGAGGCCAUUGAGAUGGGAAGAAGAUCAUCAUCAUCAUAAGCAUGAUAGUAUGAUGACAUUGUGGAGAAGUCAACCUCGUGAUCUUUAUCGUAGGUCACUUCCGGGACUUGUGUUGGCUAUUUAGAACACAUGACAAUGUUUGUGUCUUGUGUUUUAUUUGGUUGUUUUAAUGUAAUGUGUUGUGUACAUCCUUUUCAUGUCUUGUGGUUAAUGGUUAUGCGAAGUUAUCACCAAUUUGGAAGGAAAAAGAAUGAAUAAGAGUUCAAAGAUAUCAUGUUUGUGUA
Lathyrus oleraceus (garden pea) is the source of this 745-nucleotide messenger RNA. Its product is annotated as senescence associated gene 20. Lineage: Eukaryota; Viridiplantae; Streptophyta; Magnoliopsida; Fabales; Fabaceae. The record is from RefSeq and is a predicted model, not a curated record. The coding region runs from base 109 to 585 and encodes 158 amino acids. The transcript has a single exon.